This is a messenger RNA of Hirundo rustica (Barn swallow), 2088 nucleotides long. RefSeq names its product acrosin-like. The transcript has 5 exons. Gene Ontology annotation, biological process: proteolysis; acrosome reaction. The record is from RefSeq and is a predicted model, not a curated record. NCBI's taxonomy places the organism in Eukaryota, Metazoa, Chordata, Aves, Passeriformes, Hirundinidae. Gene Ontology annotation, molecular function: serine-type endopeptidase activity. Bases 124 to 1110 code for a protein of 328 amino acids.
AAUUUAUGUACUUAGCAGAGUGCAUCUUGGCAUACUGCGGAUUCCUCCAGUCACGCAUAACAACAGGAAACAGCAAAGGAUUUAAGUGCAUGUUAGCUCAGAGGGACCUGUGGCCUCUGGCCCAUGUCUGCUUCCCAUGACCCCGUGGCUUACGACGAUGACUCCAUGGCUCCAGACUAUGGCGAACUGCACAUUGACGGUGGCACAGCUGUCCAGCCAGGAGCCUGGGCUGGGAUUGUCAGUAUCCAGGAUCCCUGGGAGCCAGGCACAGGGCAUAUUUGUGGAGGGUCCCUCAUCAGCACAGAGUGGGUCCUCACAGCUGCCCACUGCUUCAUCAAUGCCAGGAACAGCAACACGUGGCACGUGGUGACCGGGGCCACCAGGUUGACUCAGCUGGGCCCUGAGGUGCAAGUGCGUCAGAUUAAGCAGCUACGGGUUCAUGAGCACUACACUCCUGGUGAGGAGAAGAAUGACAUUGCCUUGCUGAAGUUGGACCAGCCUGUUGUGUGCAGCCACUACGUACAGCUGGGCUGUGUGCCCGACUCCACACUGAAAGUGUCAGAGCUGAAAACCUGUUACAUUGCUGGCUGGGGUUCUAACACUACAAGAGCUCAAAGACCAAACGAUGUCCUGCAGGAGGCCAAGGUCCAUCUCAUUGAUGUCCAGCUCUGUAACAGCAGCCUCUGGUACACAGGGGCCAUCCACACUCAAAACCUGUGUGCUGGUUACCCCGUGGGUGGCAUCGACCCCUGCCAGGGUGACAGUGGUGGUCCUCUGGUAUGCAAGGAUAACGAUGCUGCCUUCUUCUGGCUCGUUGGUGUGACCAGCUGGGGAAAAGGCUGUGCAAGAGCAAACCAGCCUGGAGUCUACACCUCCAUUCAGCACUUCUAUGACUGGAUCCUGGUCCAGAUAGACCCACAGCCAGAUAGCAGGGCAUCAAGACAUUCUGUGACAGCCCUAACCCCCCCUCAGAAGCCAAGGCCAAUACCAACACCAUCGGGCAGGUUUAGCUCCUGCCCAAUUUCACUCCAGAAGCUGGUGGAUUUUUUUACUCAGGUGCAGAAGUUCCUUGAGGUCCUAAGGAGAAAACUGGCUAGAGAAGCAGGAUGAAUAGGAUCCAAUGCAGGCUGCAGUGAACCGUGACCAUUUUCUUUUGGGGCAACGCCUGCUGAUCCAAAGGCAGCCUCAGUGCCUAAGGCCUGCUCUACCCUGCUCACGCUUCUCUGUGUGCACACAAAUCCUGAAUCUGACUUAAUUGUGGAAAUAAAGUUGCCUGAUUUCACUGUUAAAGGUGUUUUCAGUCCCAGACAGUCUCCCGUGCAAGGCAAGGACUUCCACAUCUGGUACAUGCAAAGUUAGGUUGAGGAUAGAUAUCAGGUGCAAUAGAAAAGAGUCAGUCCAAAGGACUGAAACUCUCUUUGAUCAGAGAGGAGGGCAAGGGUGCAGUAGAAGAAGGGAACACAAGUCACAGAGCAAUGAGGGGCUUACAGAUAUUAGAAACAGCAGUUAGAAGUCCAAAGUGUUUUAGGCUGCCUGCUGGUGGGAUCAGUCUGUGUUUGUGUGCACACUGGGGAAAAAGUGGACUCUUUCAUGACCCAGGAGACGUGGUUUGUAGAAAGACCCAAGCUUUGCACCAAGGGCUGGGUAAGGAACUUGACAUCCAGCCACAGACAGCAUAGGGAUAAAUUUCAACUAAUUUCUAUACUGUUAUUUGAGGAACAUGCUGUGCUUAUGAAUGUAGGGAGUGAGGUUGUGUUCAUGUUUCACUAGAAAACAUCCAUUCCAGAUCACCUGGCAAGGCAGAAAAGGACUGGACCAUGUUCAUGAAGGGGGUCGUUAUUGAUACUUGGGUGCCAGUAAAUGUAUUGCUCUGUCUACGCCAACCUGGUUUGCUGUUCACAGUAACUGUGUAAGUCCCCGUGUCUGUGUUGGUGUACCUGGCUCUCUGGGAUGCACACAUGCACAGACACACAGUUUUGUCCUUUAGGAAGCAGAGCUAUACCUAACAAAUAGCUCAGAGCUAUCAGCUACCACAGACACUGCUCACCUCUGAUGUUACUUCCAAACAUGAAUUAUCAUACCAGCCAG